Molecule: messenger RNA, 207 nt
Organism: Aureococcus anophagefferens
Lineage: Eukaryota; Pelagophyceae; Pelagomonadales; Pelagomonadaceae
Exons: 1
Source: RefSeq, a predicted model, not a curated record
CACUACGGCGUGUUGGGCGUGUCGCCGCGGUCCGACGACGCGGACGUGCGGCGGGCCUACCGCAAGGCCUCCAUGCGGUGGCACCCGGACCGCCAGAAGGACGGCGACGUCACGCGCGACGACCGCGCGCGCGCGGAGCGCCACUUCCGCCGCAUCAACGAGGCCAAGGAGGUGCUGCUGGACUCCUACAAGCGCGCGGUCUACGAC